AUUCGAUACGGGACUCCAGUGGACGGGUGCUGGUCCAUUGUCAAGCAGGCAUCUCCCGCUCGGCCACCAUCUGCCUGGCCUACCUGAUGAAGAGGAAGCGUGUCCGUUUGGACGAAGCGUUCGAGUUCGUGCGCCGGCGUCGCAGCAUCAUCUCCCCAAACUUCAGCUUCAUGGGGCAGCUGCUGCAGUUCGAGUCGCAGGUCCUCGCCACCUCCUGUGCGGCCGAGGCGGCGGCCACGGCGAGCCCGCUGCUCGGACCCAAGUCCACGACGGCCACCGCUUCGGUGACGGCCGCGCCGUCCUCUCCGUUUAUUUUCAACUUCCCGGUGUCGGUGGUGAACCCUGCCUACCUGCACCACAGCCCCAUCACGACCUCCCCUGGCUGCUGAUGCUCGGCCUUCCCCUGACACUGAGUGAGCACAGACUGGGCUUGCUAUUGGCUGGAAGCGCUGUCAGUCUCGCGGACCGCUGCAGUAUGUACACGCUUCCGCAGCAGGGAGGUGAGGAGCGUCACGGUGCCUGAUUCAGAACACACUGAAAAGACUUUUAUUUUGAAACCAGCCAACCUGUCCGCUCAUUAAUUCCAUUUGACCAAAAAUAGGAUGGCUUUCCAAACUUUUUUUUUUAAAUAAUAAAGUUCACUUCGUGUAACGUGGACUCACCUUCUUCCAACGUGCACAGAGGCACACGGACACACAAAAUCUAACACAGAGAGGCCCGAGCAGCGCACACAUUCAUGACUGAAUGAGCUCAGUAUGAAGAUGGCUUGUUGCUAUGGAGACGAGGUCUUUAGGAGAGGAGAUGGACACAGGAAGGAAGGAAGGAGGAAUUUUAAGCACCCACUCUUUUUCUCUUUGGGUGUCCCUCCUGCUGCCGGACAAAAGAGACGGAGGAGGAAAAAAAAGAGAGAGGAGAGAAGGAGACGGUGACAGAAAGCAGGAGCCUCUUCAGUGACGGGUGUUCAGCCGGGGAUCCGACCGGAGCUUCCUGUCCUUCAUACGUCCUCUUCCUCCCCCCCCCACUCACAUACGCCUCCUCUCCUCCUCAUCUCUGCCUCUCAUCUUUGGCCUGCCUUUGCUUUUCGUCUUCUCGCUUGAAAGGCUGAAAGGAAUCAAAUUAGAUGCCAAAUGAAUGCCAGGGCCCUUGAAAAUGGACUGGGAAACCCCUGAGAUAUCGUAGGAAAGCCCUGUAUUGCAUCACAGCUAAAUGUAUUUUGAUGAAAGGGCUGAAAAAGAUGAAAAUGAAGUGGUACAAUACUUUUUUUUUUUUUGUUAGGACAUUUUGUUGUACGGGAAUUGGGAGUAGUAUGGUCCAGGAAGACAUCAGCUGGUGGUUUUGCAUUUUUACCUUUCUAAAAAUUAUGUAUCUUUAACCGUCGACACCUGGGUUUCACUUCUCUUCAGAACUUCCUGAAAUAAACUUCACAUCGGCUCCUGUUGGUGCCUUGGAAAUUGUUGUAGUUAAGAAGCAAAAAUGUUUGUCUUCAGUGGACGGUCCUUUAAGUGUCUGUGCCUUGUUCAUGAAGGUAUCCUCUGGAUUUAGGCAUCAAGAAAGAAAGCAAAUUCCUGAAUGUUGGUCAGAC
Molecule: messenger RNA, 1582 nt
Organism: Nematolebias whitei (Rio pearlfish)
Lineage: Eukaryota; Metazoa; Chordata; Actinopteri; Cyprinodontiformes; Rivulidae
Product: dual specificity protein phosphatase 4-like
Exons: 1
Biological process (GO): endoderm formation; negative regulation of MAPK cascade; protein dephosphorylation
Cellular component (GO): cytoplasm; nucleus
Molecular function (GO): protein tyrosine/threonine phosphatase activity; MAP kinase tyrosine/serine/threonine phosphatase activity
Source: RefSeq, a predicted model, not a curated record